AUGGAUAGAAGGCUGUGGGAGGCUGCUCAAAAAGGAGAUGUUGAUCACUUGCAAAGCUUGAUCAAAGAAGUUCCUUUUCUGCUCAGGACAGUUUCAUUAGCAGGUAGUAAUGAAACUCCUCUGCAUAUUGCUUGUUCAGGUGUCCAUCUUGAGUUUGCUAAGGAGAUCAUUCAUUUGAGGCCAGAAUUUGCAAGAGAACUAAACCAGGAUGGUUUCAGCCCUUUGCAUAUUGCCUCAGCAAAUGGAGAUAUAGAGAUUGUGAAGGAGCUAUUGAACGUUGACAGUAAUCUAUGCCUUGUCAAGGGGAAGGACAGAAGAAUUCCCCUUCACUAUGCAGUAAUCAAAGGCAGAGGACAUGUCAUGAAGGAGCUUCUUGUGGCUUCUCCAGACUCAGCAGAAGAAGUGACUGCUCGUGGCGAGACUUGCCUUCAUUUAGCUUCCACACCCCUUCAGGAAUGGGCAGAGGUUGUAACAACCCUGGGUAAGCAGCAAUAUCAUACUUGUGCCAUUGGUAAACAUCACAUUUGUGGAUAA
Messenger RNA from Solanum stenotomum, 534 nucleotides. Its product is annotated as ankyrin repeat-containing protein BDA1-like. Gene Ontology annotation, molecular function: protein binding. Bases 1 to 534 code for a protein of 177 amino acids. The record is from RefSeq and is a predicted model, not a curated record. NCBI's taxonomy places the organism in Eukaryota, Viridiplantae, Streptophyta, Magnoliopsida, Solanales, Solanaceae. The transcript is spliced from 2 exons.